This is a messenger RNA of Cyprinus carpio (common carp), 1400 nucleotides long. It is a transcript of the gene ppm1kb, whose product is annotated as protein phosphatase, Mg2+/Mn2+ dependent 1Kb. The record is from RefSeq and is a predicted model, not a curated record. Gene Ontology annotation, molecular function: cation binding; protein serine/threonine phosphatase activity. Lineage: Eukaryota; Metazoa; Chordata; Actinopteri; Cypriniformes; Cyprinidae. Gene Ontology annotation, biological process: protein dephosphorylation.
UCCUUCAUAGAUAGGCGGCUUGUGUGCAGCUAAAAAUAAGUGACGCCGAGAAGAAAUUAUCUACUGUACAAAAUUACAUAUAUAUUAACCCGUUAAGUUAAACAGAUACAUACCAGAUAUCAUUGUUAUCAUACAAAUUAAAGAGAACUCCUGGUCAAGACUGAAUAUUUACAGAGACUGGUGUACCCACGUUCUGCCCUGAUUUUUGAAGCAUAUUUAAGGGCCCUUUGUUUUAGACUCUUACUGCCUGUUCAGAAAGUUUGGUAUCCUGUCACUGAGUAUGUCAGUGGCUCUUCUCGUGCGAUAUGCCACGCUCAGUGGAUCCCGUGUCUGCUGCAGGGCUGCCCUCGGCCUAACCGGCAUCCACCAACAAGACCCAAAACGGGCUCUACACACGCCAUCAUCUCCUCGGUGCAGCAACUCUCGCUUUGAUCCGGACAGCAGUGGGCUUCCAACUACCUGGGACUCGUUUGGGAUCUGGGACAACCGCAUUGAUGAGCCCAUCUUGCUUCCGUCGAGCAUCCGAUAUGGUAAACCUAUUCCCAAAGUUAGCCUGUCCAAGGUGGGCUGUGCAUCGCAGAUUGGCCAGCGGAAGGAGAAUGAAGACCGCUAUCAGCUAUCGCAGAUGACGGACAACAUCAUGUACUUUGCAGUGUUUGAUGGGCACGGAGGUGCAGAGGCUGCUGACUUCUGCCACAGAAACAUGGAGAAGCAUAUUAAAGACAUUGCAGAGAAGGAAGAUAACUUGGAAUUAGUUUUAACCAAAGCAUUUCUUGAGGUGGACAAAGCGUUAGCAAGGCAUCUUCACUUCAGUGCAGAUGCCUCUCUGUUGAGUGCAGGGACCACGGCCACUGUGGCCCUGCUGAGAGAUGGGAUCCAGCUGGUGGUGGGCAGCGUGGGGGACAGCCGAGCCAUGCUGUGCCGCAGAGGCAAAGCCCUCAAACUCACUGUGGAUCACACGCCUGAGAGAAAGGAUGAAAAAGAGAGGAUACGGAAGACUGGAGGUUGUAUUACGUGGAACAGUUUGGGUCAGCCUCACGUCAAUGGCAGACUGGCCAUGACACGCAGCAUUGGAGAUUUCGACCUCAAGACGUCAGGUGUCAUUGCAGAACCAGAGACUAAGAGGAUUUCAUUGCAUCACGUCCAUGACUCCUUUCUGGCACUCACCACUGAUGGCAUCAACUUCAUCAUGAACAGUCAGGAGAUCUGUGACAUCAUUAACCAAUGUAACGACCCUAAAGAGGCUGCGCAAUGCAUAUCUGAGCAGGCUCUUCAAUACGGAUCUGAAGACAACAGCACUAUCAUUGUGGUGCCGUUCGGUGCCUGGGGCAAGCACAAAAGCUCUGACGUGAGCUUCUCCUUCAGUCGCAGUUUCGUCUCCAGUGGCCGUUGGGCCUAAU